AUGAAUUCUGAGAAUCGUUAUCCAGUUACUGCUUCACUUUUUAUGUUGCGUGAAAUAAAACAACGCCAAGAAAAAGUAAAUCGUGGUUACCAGCUUUUAAAGAGGAAGGCUGAGGCCCUGCGUCUUCGUGGUCGACAGGCGACUGCCGCGUUAGCAACCGUUCAGGCCUUAGUAGGACAUUCUUUGAAAGAAGCUUACAUAUCGUUAGCAGGAAUAAAAUUUACCAACGGGGAAUCUAAUGCCUUAGUGUUAGAAAAUGUAGGACAGGCGCAAAUCCGCGUACAGCGUAUUUCGGAAAAUAUAUCAGGAGUCCCAACGGUUUCAUUACAAGCCAUUGAGGAUCAAACUGCUGGAGAUUCUUUCCGAUACGCAGGAUUAGGAGCUGGAGGCCAUCGCACUAGUGAGACUAAACGAGCGUUCAGAGAAGUCAUAAGGAUCCUCAUAAAAUUCGCUUCGUUGAGAAACAUUUGCCUUUUGUUGGAUGAAGCUGUAAGAACGACCCUCAGAAAGGUGAAUGGAAUAGAAAAAGUUAUCCUGCCUAAACUUCGUAAUACUGAAAUUUAUAUUUUGACUGAAAUGGAUGAAAGGGAACGUGAAGAAUAUCAUCGUUUAAAAAUGGUUAAGGCUAAGAAAAACUUUGGACGUCUUCUGCCCAAUCGCACCGAGAGGAAAAAGUGUGGCGAUAUCGAUAUUCCUGUUGAACUUUCACCUUCCAAAUCUCAGACCGAUUCUAUCGAAAUUUUAGAAGUGAAGCCCGUGGGAGUAGUUUCUACAGCGUCUGUGUCAGCAGGAGAUUUUAAACCAGUUUGCCUUCCACAUUACUGGGAUGAUGAGGACUUAUUAUUUUAA
This is a messenger RNA of Pieris macdunnoughi, 849 nucleotides long. The record is from the annotation of a GenBank genome assembly. Lineage: Eukaryota; Metazoa; Arthropoda; Insecta; Lepidoptera; Pieridae.